AUGGUUUCUUCGACAGUGUUGUGUCUAGUGUUGCUGCAGGCCGUUGGUGCUCUUGGGUUUCCGGCGACUCUGAAGCUGGAAAGAUCGUUUCCCACCAACCAUGGCGUUGAGUUGAAGCAACUCACGGAAAGAGAUGGUUUAAGACACCAUAGAAUACUACACAAGUAUGCUGAUCCAAAUGUGGUUGUUGGAUUUGAAGUAUAUGGAACCUAUGAUCCUUUUGAUGCUGGAUUCCUAUUACUAUCUAUGAUCCAGCAAACUCGUCAACAUCUUCUACUAUCUUAUGCUAGGACGAAAGAUGUUCUCCAAAAUCCAACUCAUGUUCAGAUAACCAAUGCACCUACGAUCUCCACUAAGGGCUGUAGCACAUCCGAAACAGGACAGAUAAGUCAAACGGAAAGAACACUUGAUGAGAUUAUGGGAUUGGGCAGACAAAUUAUAUCCGUCAUUUCCCAAAUUUCAUCACAAGGGAUUGCACCAAAUUCCUUUGGACAUUGUCUAGCUGGUGGUGAUGGAGGUGGGAUUUUGGCCUUUGGCACACCAGUCAUGCCCGAUCUAGUCUUCACUCCACUUGUGAAGUCAAUUGUUGUGUCUAGUGUUGCUGCAGGCCGUUGGUGCUCUUGGGUUUCCGGCGACUCUGAAGCUGGAAAGUUGGUUUCCACCAACCAUGGCGUUGAGUUGAAGCAACUCACGGAAAGAGAUGGUUUAAGACACCAUAGAAUACUACACAAGUAUGCUGAUCCAAAUGUGGUUGUUGGAUUUGAAGUAUAUGGAACCUAUGAUCCUUUUGAUGUUGGGUACGUACACCAACUUUUGUUGAGUAUUUAA
Lactuca saligna is the source of this 828-nucleotide messenger RNA. The record is from the annotation of a GenBank genome assembly. NCBI's taxonomy places the organism in Eukaryota, Viridiplantae, Streptophyta, Magnoliopsida, Asterales, Asteraceae.